GAAGUCACGUUUCAGUCUUCUACUCAAUUUUGAAUUUGUGCUGUGACAUUCUGGCAGGAUACAUUGUGUUGUACGCGUCUAUUUAAAAUACAGUAAUGUAUAAUUUACCGGCAAAUUCUGGCCAUUCGCGCGGUCGUGGUCGCGGAAGUAAACGUAAUGAGGAGAUGAAUCGAGGACUGACCCCUCAGUUGGGGGGCCAAUCUGGUCAGUCUCCGGUACCGCAGCAAUCACGUCCCGUUGAGCCCGAGCCAAGUGGCAGCCAGGAGGGUGCCGAUGGAGGAGCCGGCGAUGCCCGAGGCUCGGUGCGUGGAAGACGUGUAAUUACCGAAGUGGUUCCAUCACGUCCGAGAGGAAUGACGACGAAAUUGGGUACUAGUGGCCGUAAGGUCAUUGUGACGACGAAUUAUUUUAGACUGCUCAAGCGACAAAACUGGACACUUUACCAAUAUUGUGUCGAUUUUUGUCCUGAGAUUGAUAACACGAGACUGCGUCGCGGCCUAUUAAGUGAGCACCGAGCGCUUCUAGGUGGCUAUAUUUUUGAUGGAUCCGCUUUGUUCUGCACCACCAAGUUCGAGGAGAGGCCUGGCAGCUCAUACGCCUUAGAGCUGCUGACAAAGAAUCGAGCGGGCGAAAAUAUACACAUUCGGAUUAAACUGGUUGCGACCGUUGAAGCAGUGGACAAUCAACAGUUUCAGGUCCUUAAUUUGAUAUUACGACGGGCCAUGGAGGGACUCAAGCUUCAACUUGUCUCUCGAAAUUUGUUUGAUCCAAAAGCAAAGAUUGUCUUGGAUAAAUUCAAUUUGGAAUUGUGGCCAGGUUAUCAGACCUCAAUACGUGGACACGAGUCGGACAUUCUCCUAUGUGCUGAUAUCACUCAUAAGGUGAUGAGAAAUGAUACUUUGUAUCAUGUCUUAUCUAAAGUCAUACGGGAAAGCGAUGACUUUCAGUCGGCAUUCAAGCGGGAGGUGAUCGGUAGCAUUGUAUUGACUGAUUACAACAAUCGCACUUAUCGCAUCGAUGAUGUUGAUUUCGCAGUGUCUCCACUGUCGACAUUCAAUAGCAAGAACGGCGACAUUUCCUUUGUGGAAUAUUAUAAGAAGCGAUAUAAUAUUGUAAUUCGGGACAUUAAACAACCGCUGCUCGUGUCCCGACCAACGGAGAAGAAUAUGCGUGGUGGCGAAAAUCAACUUAUUUUGUUGAUUCCAGAAUUGGCUCGCGCUACAGGAUUAACAGAUAAUAUGCGUGCUAACUUUCAAUUAAUGAAAGCCAUGAGCGAACAUACCAGGUUGGCGCCUGAUCGCCGCAUUGAUCGCUUGCGCGUUUUUCAUCAGCGCCUGCAGAAAUCGCCUGAGAGCAUGGAGGUCCUAAAGUCGUGGGAUAUUAAACUUGACUCGGAAUUGGUGGAGGUCACCGGUCGCGUUCUGCCACACGAGAAAAUUGUUUUUGGCAAUGAGAUACGCUACGUAUGCGAUUCUCACACUGACUGGACGAACGAGUUCCGCAAGAACUCCAUGUACAAGUGUGUGGACAUAAAGCGCUGGUACGUGAUAACACCACGGCGCAACGUACGCGAAGCCCAGGAGUUUGUCAAGCUUUGCAUACGGGUAGCGAACGGCAUGCGAAUGCACAUUGCCGAACCGAGAUACGAUGAAAUGCCAGAUGAGCGCAAUGGAAACUAUUCCCAAUCGAUCGAUAACGCAGUCUCUAAGGAUCCCCAAAUUAUAAUGCUGGUUUUGAGGUCACCAAAUGAGGAAAAAUAUAGUUGUAUCAAGAAACGAGCUUGUGUGGACCGUCCAGUGCCAUCGCAAGUGGUGACACUGCGCACAAUUGCGCCACGACCGGAUCGGGCAAGUGGCCUAAUGUCGAUCGCAACUAAAGUUGUGAUUCAGAUGAACGCCAAAAUAAUGGGGGCACCAUGGAUUAUUGAGCUACCGCUGCGUGGCCUAAUGACUGUUGGAUUUGAUGUUUGCCACUCGUCCAAGGAUAAAAACAAAUCGUAUGGCGCCCUUGUGGCUACAAUGGACAUGAAAUUAUCCACACGCUACUACUCGUCAGUCACAGAGCACUUGAAGGGCCAGGAGCUCUCAAAUCAAAUGUCAGUGAAAAUGACAUGUGCUCUGAAGGCAUAUCGAGAGCUUCAUGGCACAUUGCCCGAACGCAUUCUAUUCUUCCGCGAUGGCGUUAGCGAUGGCCAGCUCUUCCAGGUUGUGAAUACUGAGAUUAAGUUCCUCAAGGAGCAUCUCGAUCAAAUCUACAAGUCCGCUGGCAAAGAUGACGGAUGUCGGAUGGCAUUUAUUGUUGUCAGCAAGCGGAUCAACACACGUUACUUUGUCAAUAAGCGCAAUCCCGAACCGGGAACUGUUGUCGACGACAUCAUCACAUUGCCCGAGCGCUAUGAUUUCUUCCUCGUCUCCCAGUCCGUGCGACAGGGCACGGUUUCACCCACCAGCUACAAUGUUAUCCAAGACAACAUGGGCUUGAACGUUGACAAACUCCAAAUACUCUCCUACAAGAUGACCCACAUGUAUUACAAUUGGUCGGGCACCUGUCGCGUGCCAGCCGUGUGUCAAUAUGCCCACAAAUUGGCGUUCCUUGUGGCCGAGAGCAUACACCGAGCCCCUUCGGCUGGCCUCGAGAAUCAACUUUACUUUCUAUAAGUCCUUGCCUGAGUUGCAAAACAUUUAAAUUUAAUGUACAUUUAGAAGAAUGUACGACUAACUAAAUCAAAAAUAUUUGAUUUCUAUUCUAAGGCUGAUGAAGAUGGCUGACUCACAAACUGCAUAUUUCUACAAAUGUUAUUGCGUUUAUGUUUAUUAAUUUGAUUUGGUUUUUACUUUAAAUGCAGAAGUGUUGCUUGUGUAAUUUUCUUUUUUUAAUUUUUAAUUAUUACGAAAAUGGUCCAAUAAAGUGAACGAUUUUUAAUCAAAACUAUAUACAUGAA
Messenger RNA from Drosophila grimshawi, 2941 nucleotides. RefSeq names its product protein aubergine (gene aub). Lineage: Eukaryota; Metazoa; Arthropoda; Insecta; Diptera; Drosophilidae. Gene Ontology annotation, cellular component: P granule. The transcript has 9 exons. Bases 96 to 2657 code for a protein of 853 amino acids. Gene Ontology annotation, molecular function: piRNA binding; protein binding. The record is from RefSeq and is a predicted model, not a curated record. Gene Ontology annotation, biological process: regulatory ncRNA-mediated gene silencing.